Messenger RNA from Apaloderma vittatum (bar-tailed trogon), 1644 nucleotides. It is a transcript of the gene PODXL, whose product is annotated as podocalyxin-like. Gene Ontology annotation, biological process: negative regulation of cell-cell adhesion; regulation of microvillus assembly; positive regulation of cell-cell adhesion mediated by integrin. Lineage: Eukaryota; Metazoa; Chordata; Aves; Trogoniformes; Trogonidae. The coding region runs from base 1 to 1644 and encodes 547 amino acids. The record is from RefSeq and is a predicted model, not a curated record. Gene Ontology annotation, cellular component: apical plasma membrane; microvillus membrane. The transcript has 8 exons.
AUGACUACAGAGAGCAGGACACCACCAACAAAAGGACCCACCUCUACAGGCAAAACAGACAAGCCAUCACCCACCACUAUGGUGUCACCUACUACUAGUCAAGGGACCAUCUCUGGAAACAAGCUGAGGGACCCAUUGACCACCCCUGUUCAAGGGGCCACCGCUAUAAGUAAAACAGAAAACCCAACAACCGCCUCCGUGAAGUCACCUACUGUAAGUCAAGGGAUCGCUCCCACAGACAGCCUGAAAAACCUACCAUCCACCUCCCAGACACCACCCAGCCCACCUCAGCAUAUCAGCUCUUCAGCCAGCACCACAACCCCCAAAGCCAACCCUACGACAGCCUCCACCAUCACCACGCAGAAGACUACCCCUCCAGUCAUUUUGGGAAGCUUGGCAGCCACCACUACUGCAAAUGCUGGCCGCACUCAUGCGGUCAGCCCAACAACAUCCUCAAGACAUUUAGUGACUCCUGCUGCAUCCGAUCCCGGAGUGGGAACUCAGGAAAGCCAGCCUUCGGGCCAGCUGACCAGCACCAAUGUCACCGCAGGAGUCCCAAGCAACAACCUUCUCCCUGGGCCUCCCACAUCUACCACCAAGGAGCUUCACUCUUCUUCUAGUUCUCCAGUCCAGGGAUCAGCCUCUCCCACCAGAUCUGGAAGCAGCAACACUUCUGUUAGCCCUCCUGGUGGAUCUGUCCCCAGGACCACUAGUAAAACCCCUUCAGGUUUACCACCUGGCAGCAGCAGCAGCUCAGAGGCAGCAGUCACGACAACAACCAGAGCAGAACACAAAAGCCAUGACGUCGGAUCUGUAUCAACCAAAUCCACAAGUGCUGACCAGAACCCUGCCAGUACACAGCCAUCGACCUCAGCUCCGCGGGACCAGACAGUGAGCAGCAGUCAUGGCCACCAGCACCCAAAUAUUUCCCUCCCAAAUCAGGUCAUCUGUGAAGACCAGGUGCAAAACAACCAUCCCACCUUGCAUCUGAAAGAAGCUAAAACCUGUGCUGAGUGGAAUGCCACCAGUGCCCAAAACUCCUUCUUCGAGAGCUUCUGCUCGACAAGCCAGCGCGCUUUCAACGCCAGCAGAGAAGCGUGCACGGUGACCCUGACCUCCCACGAGCACCGCUCCCAGGUCUGGGCUGUGAGGGCAGUUGUGCACUUCCCUCUGGACCCUGAACAAGUCCUUGAGGAGCUGAAGGAAAAGAAGGACAAGUUAGAGGAGCUCGGCAUCGCCAACAUCACCUACGACAAAAUGGAGAGGGAGAUGGUGAUCACCGACGAGUUCAGCACACCCCUGAUCAUCACCAUCGUCACCCUGGCCGGCUCCCUGCUGCUCAUCGCAGCCAUCUACGGCUGCUGCCACCCGCGCUUCUCCCCAAAGAAGGACCAGCACAUCCACCCUGAUCUCCCCGGGUUUGAUGAUGGACAUGUGGCCCUGAUCUUUAAUCGCCUGACUGAGGAGCUGCAGACCAUGGAGAAUGGCUACCAUGAUAACCCCACGCUAGAGGUGAUGGAGACCUCCUCUGAAAUGCAGGAGAAGAAGGUGAACCUCAACGGUGAGCUGGGGGACAGCUGGAUCGUUCCUCUUGACACCAUCAUGAAGGAAGACCUGGAGGAAGAAGAGGACACGCAUUUAUAG